Molecule: messenger RNA, 378 nt
Organism: Ambispora leptoticha
Lineage: Eukaryota; Fungi; Glomeromycota; Glomeromycetes; Archaeosporales; Ambisporaceae
Source: the annotation of a GenBank genome assembly
AUGUUUUUCUUUUUCCUUGGUGGUCUUGCUCCCAAACUCAAACGCCUAUCAACCUCCCUCCCAGCACGCUGUCCAAAUUGUUUGGAUCGCACACCAACAAUGUAUCAAUAUCAGUCUGAACAAGAAUUCUCAGUCUUUUUCAUUCCAAUCGUAGCAUUUGGCAAAAAAACGUUAUGGAUUUGUGAGAAAUGUCGUUGGAAUGAGAAAAAUCGUCCGGACGAAGAAAGAAUUCGGCAGAUUGAACGAGAAGAAAUGACUCAACAAGCUGCGCCUUUACCUACUUGGGGAAUUCGGCAAUGUCCUUCUUGUAAAAAUGAGAUUAAUGUGUCGGGUCGAAUUCGAUUCUGCCCGUAUUGUGGAGAUGAAAUUCAAAGAUAA